AUGGCUGCCCAGCUUGUCGCCGCCCUCGUCCUGCUCCUGCCGCUCGCCGGCGCGUCCGACUACGAUGGCUUCAUCCGGCAGGUGACCGACGGAGGCUCCCGAGCCUGGCCGGGGCUGCUCACGGAGGCGCAGUUCGCGGCGUUCGUGAGGCGGCACGGGCGGCGGUACUCCGGGCCCGAGGAGUACGCGCGGCGGCUGCGCGUGUUCGCGGCCAACCUGGCCCGCGCCGCGGCGCACCAGGCGCUGGACCCCUCGGCGCGGCACGGGGUCACGCCCUUCUCCGACCUCACGCGGGAGGAGUUCGAGGCGCGCUUCACGGGAGUCCGCGCCGGCGGAGACGUCCAGCGGCUUGUGCGGGGGAGCAUGCCCGCCGCCGCGCCGGCGCCGGAGGAGGAGGUGGCGCGCCUGCCGGCCAGCUUCGACUGGCGCGAGAAGGGCGCCGUCACCGGCGUCAAGACGCAGGGCGCGUGCGGGUCGUGCUGGGCGUUCAGCACGACGGGCGCCGUGGAGGGCGCCAACUUCCUCGCCACCGGGAAGCUCCUCAACCUAAGCGAGCAGCAGCUCGUCGACUGCGACCACACGUGCAGCGCGGUGGCGCGGAACGAGUGCAACAACGGCUGCGCCGGCGGGCUGAUGACGAACGCGUACGCGUACCUGAUGGAGUCCGGCGGGCUGAUGGAGCAGCGCGAGUACCCGUACACGGGCGCGCCGGGGCCCUGCCGCUUCGACCCGGCCCGCGCUGCCGUCCGCGUCGCCAACUUCACCGCCGUCCCCGCCGGCGACGAGCGCCAGACCCGCGCGGCGCUCGUCCGCCGCGGCCCGCUGGCGGUGGGGCUGAACGCGGCGUUCAUGCAGACGUACGUAGGCGGGGUGUCGUGCCCGCUCGUCUGCCCGCGGGCGUGGGUCAACCACGGCGUGCUUCUCGUCGGCUACGGCGCGCGCGGCUUCGCGGCGCUGCGCCUGGGCUACCGCCCCUACUGGAUCAUCAAGAACUCGUGGGGGGAGCAGUGGGGGGAGCGAGGGUACUACCGCCUCUGCCGCGGCAGCAACGUCUGCGGCGUCGACAGCAUGGUCUCCGCCGUCGCCGUCGCGCCGCCGCCGUGA
Panicum hallii is the source of this 1104-nucleotide messenger RNA. RefSeq names its product probable cysteine protease RD19D. The coding region runs from base 1 to 1104 and encodes 367 amino acids. Gene Ontology annotation, molecular function: cysteine-type endopeptidase activity. The record is from RefSeq and is a predicted model, not a curated record. Gene Ontology annotation, cellular component: lysosome. The transcript is spliced from 2 exons. Lineage: Eukaryota; Viridiplantae; Streptophyta; Magnoliopsida; Poales; Poaceae.